This is a messenger RNA of Emiliania huxleyi CCMP1516, 1098 nucleotides long. RefSeq lists its product as hypothetical. The record is from RefSeq and is a predicted model, not a curated record. The coding region runs from base 1 to 1098 and encodes 365 amino acids. The transcript is spliced from 4 exons. NCBI's taxonomy places the organism in Eukaryota, Haptophyta, Isochrysidales, Noelaerhabdaceae.
AUGAUCCCGCUCGCCGACUGGGCGCGCUCGAUCACCCUCGGCAACGCCGCGCUCUUUCGCUUCUGGUUCUCGUAUCUCCUCGAGCCGUUCAGAUCCCUUCCAGUCGAGCUGUACGAUGAGCAGGCGCUCGCGCAGCGGAUGGCCAAGGGCGAGGCGUUCGACCUCACCCUCCCGGCGUCGUACCCCAAGCUCUACGCCUCCGGCCUGUCCAAGCUGAACGCCUACAUCGGCAGCCUCUGCCACGGCGUGCCCGCCGAGCCGAUGACCAAGCAGUACCUCUUCUGGCUCGCGCGGGGCACCACCGUCGUGGCGGCCUGCUGCGGCUCCUUCGCCUCCCUCCUCCUCGCCUCGCUACUCCAGUUUUUGUUUCUGCCGUACAGCACGUUUGUCGCCAUCGCCUACGGGCUCGAGACGGUCUUCACCCUCUACACGGGCCACGCCCUCGUCUUCCCGCUCCUCAGCCUCGCCGUGCGGGCCGCCCUCCCGCCGUGGCUAAACCCGACGCUCACGCUCGACGCCCGCUUCCUCGCCCUCUUCCUCCUCGUCGACCACGCCUUUUGCGCGGUGUGCCUCGGCUGGACGCCAAAGGGCACGCCCAAGCCCGUGCCGACGCGGCGCGUGCUCGCCUCGAUGGCGUACGGCUUCCUCAACUGCAAGACGUACUACCUGGUGCUGCUCCCCGCCUGCUUCGGCCUCGAGCUCGAGCUGCUGCCGUGGCUGCUCGACGCGUCGCUCGGCCUCUCGGCCCGCGUGAGCGGCCACCUCGAGCGCUACUGGCAGGUCCACUUUUACCACAUCCACAGGAUGGGGCACAUCACCAAUGUCUACAACGACGCGCACAAGUUCCACCACUACCUGCACGACUGCACGCCCUUCGACGCGCACAUCUUUGGCGGCCACGUGCUCGGCGUCUCGUGGUACAACAAGUACGCCUACCCGCUCGAGCUGGUGAUGGAUACGGCGCCCAAGGAGCUCAAGGGCGUGGUCGAGUGGGACGGGUACCGCAUGGAGAAAGUCGAGGAGGAGGGCACCGUGACGCUGCGCUUCACGCCGUGCGCCACCGCCGAGAAGGCUCUCAACAAGACGCCCUGCAAGUAG